GUGAGUUUUUAUUUACGAUUUCUUCUCUCAAGUUCUCAAACAAAUUUCAUUAAUUAUGGAAGUAGAUAACGAUGAAUACUUCAAAAGUUAUGAAGAUUUGGACAUCCACGAGUUGAUGCUUAAGGAUAAACCAAGAAAUGAAGCGUAUAGGAAUGCUAUCAUGUCAAAUAAGAAGGUUUUUGAGAAUAGUUAUGUGCUAGAUGUUGGAUCUGGAACAGGAAUCUUGUCAAUUUUUGCAGCACAAGCUGGAGCCAAGAAGGUAUUUGCUGUAGAAGCAUCAAAAUUGGCAGAUUUAUCAAGAGAAAUUGUAAAGGAGAAUAAUUUUGAAGACGUGAUUGAAGUUGUAAACUGCAAAAUUGAAGAUUUCAAACUUCCAGAAACAAUUGACAAAGUUGACAUCAUUAUAUCUGAAUGGAUGGGAUUUUAUUUACUUCAUGAAAGUAUGCUGGACUCAGUUUUGCUUGCUCGAGAGCGAUUUUUAAGGCCAGGUGGAUUAAUGUUUCCGGAUAAAGCGAUAAUUUACAUAUCACCAUGUAAGCUACCAUCAUUAUUCGAUGACUGGGAGAACGUUAGUGGCAUUAAAAUGACAAAAUUUGCAAAACAAUUGAGAGCUCAAAAGUCAAGCAAGCCAGAAAUACAGACAAUCAAAAAUGAUGAUUUACUUUCUGAGGAUACAGUAAUGGCCUUUCUAGAUCUUAAUGAUGUAUCAUCAAGUGAAUUAGAUUUAUUUGAGUUCAAUGAAGUUCUUGUAGCUAAAAAUUCAGGAAACUUCCAAGGCAUGUGUAUCUGGUUUGAUGUCUUAUUUCCAUCUAAUGACCAUGAAGUAAUUUUAUCGACACAUCCAAAAGAUGAACCGACUCACUGGAAACAAACAAUCAUACCUCUUCCAUCUAAUAUUGAAUUUCUUGAGGAAUCAUAUCCAAUUGCAUUUAAAUUAAUAAUCCAGAGAAAUCCAGAGCACUUUAGACGUUACAACAUUUUAUUGGAGAUUUUAGAUCCUGAAAGUGAAGAUGUUCAGCAUCCCUUACCAUGUGACUGUAAUUUAACAAAAUGUAUCCUUACAAAGGCACAUUUAGCUAGUCUAGCUAAUCAAAAUAACUUUGAAAAUGCAUAAUAAAGCCU
Molecule: messenger RNA, 1122 nt
Organism: Chironomus riparius
Lineage: Eukaryota; Metazoa; Arthropoda; Insecta; Diptera; Chironomidae
Source: the annotation of a GenBank genome assembly